Molecule: messenger RNA, 2353 nt
Organism: Oncorhynchus masou masou (cherry salmon)
Lineage: Eukaryota; Metazoa; Chordata; Actinopteri; Salmoniformes; Salmonidae
Exons: 9
Coding region: 1-1767 (588 amino acids)
Biological process (GO): negative regulation of T cell activation; intracellular signal transduction; B cell receptor signaling pathway
Cellular component (GO): membrane raft; plasma membrane
Source: RefSeq, a predicted model, not a curated record
AUGGCGUCUGUGAUGGACGAUUCCUACCGUAAGGUGCUGUUGCUAGGGGCCAUCGCUGCAGCGUCAGCCUUUGUGGUCACCAUCGUCAUCGUGGUGGUUUGUGUGGGCUGCCAAAGGAAAAACAAGACCAAGCAUCCUCCGGCCAAUGGAGAGAAGGACUCCUCAGCAGACCUGGGUGCUCUCCAUCAGCCCAAGAACAGCUCCAUCAGUAAAUCUGACACUAGGCUGCAUGAGAUCAACCGCUUGCCCCGCAACGGCAACAGUGGGGGUAAGAACCGUCCUGCCAGUAUGGACCUUCUCCUCCUCCACAGCCAUCGCUCCACCUCUGACCUCCGCCCCCCCCUUGUCCGCCAGCUCCCCCAGAUCCCCACCAGCCCCGAGGGGGAGGGAAACAUCCAGAGGGGAGGAGAAGAGGGGGUCAGAGACCACACCUACACUGAGGUGGGGACCCGGAACUCACCCGUCCGCAGCUUUGACAAUGGGCUGUAUGAGAGUGUAGGGGUUAGAGAGGUUGACACGGUGCCCCCAGCUCCCCCACCCACAUCAGCCAACACCCCAGCAACACCGAGGACCUCACAGAGCCCCAACGGGACCCGCACCGACGAUGUCCUCAAUGGGAACAGAAACAGGAAUGGGAAUGGAAAUGCCAGAGGAGCUGUUAAUGGUAGCAGCAGAGGAGGGAAGGGGCCCAACGGAUCGGCCCUGCCCUCCCUGGCCCCCCAGGACUCCGUAACGGCAGAGUACGCCUCCAUACGGAAGGUCAAGAAGGUGGACAAGGCAACCAAGAAGGAGAACGGGAAUGCAGAGUCAGAUGGCCAGUCAAGUGUGGGAGAGUCACCCUCUGCCCUGCCCCCUCCACUGCCCCGCAGCCAGGAGUUUCUACAGAAACAGCUGGGUCCAUUCCACCUGCACGUCUUCCCUAAUUACUCCCUGUUCACCCAUGACUGCAUGGCCAUGCACGCCUCCAACUCAAUCAUCAAGUUUGCCGAUGACACUACAGUGCCAGGCUUGAUUACCAACAACGAUGAGACGGCCUACAGGGAGGAGGAGGCAGUGUUCAUGGGAAACGGGGAGCAGUACAUCUGGAAGCCCCCAGAGGACAAUGACAUCAUCACCUUGCACCCAGCGCCUAUACCCCCGGGGGAGAAUGGACAGGGAUACACACCCACAGCCAUGGAGAUUUCUGACACCUACUCCACUGUGUGUAAAACCCAGAAGAAGAAACCUCCCCCGGACAACAAUGGAGCCAAUACGCUCCCCCAAAACCAGUGCUCUGUGGAGGAGAAUGGAGGAGGUGGGGGAGGAGGAGCAGGAGGGAAUGGGGCGUGGGUCGGUUCCGGGGGAGGGGUGAGGGGUCGUGGCCGUGGGAUCCAGGGUGGUCAGGCGCGAUCCCACGAGGAGCCCUGCUACGCACCAGUUGGCGAAAGGACCUGGCCCGCCUGUGUGGUAGCCAAGCCUGCCCCGGCGUACGCCACUAUAGACUCCCACCGGAAACGUGAGCAGGCAGGUACCAAUAUUGGUGUACUGGGGUCAAACGCCACACUGAAGCCCAAGAAGAAGCCUCCUCAGCAGGAAGCGCCGUCUCCAGGUGCCCCGUGCCCCCAGGGACCUCCAGCAGGUCCCCCGGCCCCUCUAACCAAGGCCCUGCCUGGGGGGGAGAACUUCUAUGAGACCAUCAGUGAUGUGAAACAGGGUGCUAACACAGCCAGCACCACCACCAUCUUCACCUUCAACGACGGGAUGGAGAUGUACGUCACUGGCCUGUAGCUGAGAGACACUGGCUCACACACUGUGGGGAUCAGACCUGUUUGGGUUCUUCUGACCCUGUCUACACCUGGUAUGAGCUAUGAAAGGGACUGGCAACAAUGUAUAUAGCAAUGAGACCCACUGGUGAAACCAAGCAUCGGAAGUCACUUCCAUAAUACAAUGUCUCCAGUGAUAUGAUUAUGGCCACAUCCAGUGACAAAAGAAGAAGACAAUGUUUGGAGGUGGAUGUGGAGGCUUCACCAGGUUUAGACAAGGUCUUUGACCCAGGGGCAGACACCAGACCCAACCAGUGGUGGAAAUUGACUUUUUGGUUCACUGACAGGGGGAUUCCAGAUAGGGGUUCCAGAGCCAGUCGUAGCUUUGAAAGGAACCCAGUUCCAAGGGUUCCUCCUCAUGUACACCACUGGACCAACAGAACCAGAGCUACUCUACGUCUUUGAGAUGUAUCACAGAGCCAGUCUGGCUAACCCAGUCUGGCUAACCCAGUCUGGCUAACGGCUAACCCAGUCUGGCUAACCCAGUCUGGCUAACCCAGUCUGGCUAACCCAGUCUGGCUAACCCAGUCUGGCUAACCCAGUCUGGCUAA